Messenger RNA from Haplochromis burtoni (Burton's mouthbrooder), 2839 nucleotides. RefSeq names its product lipoprotein lipase (gene lpl2a). Gene Ontology annotation, molecular function: lipoprotein lipase activity; apolipoprotein binding. Gene Ontology annotation, biological process: lipid metabolic process. The record is from RefSeq and is a predicted model, not a curated record. The transcript is spliced from 10 exons. Lineage: Eukaryota; Metazoa; Chordata; Actinopteri; Cichliformes; Cichlidae. The coding region runs from base 159 to 1694 and encodes 511 amino acids.
ACAGUUCAAGGUGGUUCAGAUAUCAGCGCACUGCGCGCAACAGGACGCGCGGGCUUAUUCCUUACUACAGGACUGCGUACACUCCCGGGCUGCGGCGUUUCAUUGACUGAUUUCGUCCUUAAAGAUAUUUUCUCCAAAAGGAAUAAAGUGCAAAAGAAAUGAGAGCGUGGAAAGUGCGGUUUCUGUGCUUCGUGGUGUUGAAUGCAGCUGUGCAAAAUGUGACGUCCUUGGAGGAAGAGCUCGCCGAUUCUAUUUUUGGUAACUUCCUCGAUCCUGUGAAAGGCUUUUUUGACCACAAGGCUGAGAGCAAUGCCACUGUUGCCAAAUUCUCGCUCCGCAAGCCAUCCCAUCCCGAUGAUGACCUCUGCUACAUCAUUCCAGGAAAACCCGACUCCCUGGCAACCUGCACCUUCAACGGCACUUCCAAAACCUUUCUCAUAAUCCAUGGCUGGACGCUGAGUGGUAUGUUUGAAAGCUGGAUCCCUAAACUGGUAUCGGCACUGUAUGAGAGAGAGCAGACGGCCAACGUCAUCGUGGUGGACUGGCUCAACUCGGCUCAGAAUCACUAUGUGGUCGCAGCUCAGAAAACCAAAGCAGUGGGGCAGGAGAUCGCUCAGUUCAUCGACUGGAUCGAGGAGACCACCAACAUGCCUCUUGAGAACAUUCACCUGAUUGGCUACAGCCUCGGGGCCCACGUGGCCGGAUUUGCUGGCAGCCAUGCAACCAAUAAAGUCGGAAGAAUCACCGGUUUGGAUCCCGCUGGUCCCGACUUCGAGGGCGAACACGCCCACAGGCGCCUCUCCCCAGAUGAUGCUCACUUCGUGGAUGUCCUUCACACCUUCACACGCGGCUCUUUGGGUCUCAGCAUCGGAAUCCAGCAGCCCGUCGGCCACGUGGACAUUUACCCCAACGGAGGCAGCUACCAGCCGGGCUGCAACCUCAGGGGAGCGCUGGAGAAGAUCGCCAACUUUGGAAUAUUUGCUGUGUCGGACGCCGUCAAGUGUGAACACGAGCGUUCGGUUCACCUCUUCAUCGACUCCCUGCUGAACGAGCAGGAAGCGGCCAUGGCGUACAGAUGUGGCAGCAACGACAUGUUCGACCGCGGGAUGUGCCUGAGCUGCCGGAAAAGCCGCUGCAACACGGUGGGCUACGACAUCAGCAAGGUCCGCAAGCCUCGCAGCGUUCAGAUGUACACCAAGACACGAUCCUCCAUGCCUUUCAGAGUUUACCACUAUCAGCUGAAGAUCCACUUCUCCAGUAAGGUGAAUAGCUCAGCUAUGGAGCCCUCGCUUACUGUCUCGCUGUAUGGAACCAGAGGAGAAGCUGAAAACCUGCAGCUUAAACUAAAGGAGAAAAUUGUCACAAAUAAGACCCAUUCGUUCCUGCUGGUGACGGAGAAAGACAUCGGUGACCUGCUGAUGCUGAAGUUUAAAUGGGAGGAGACAAACGGCUGGUCUGCGUCAAGCAUGCUGAAGAUGGUUUCCUCUUGGUGGUCUGGCAGCUCAGAUGGCGCUAACGUGGCGGUUCACAAAAUCCGCAUUAGAGCGGGCGAGACGCAACAAAAGAUGGUGUUCUGCAUAAAAGAUCCUGACGCUCAGAAGCUGACACAGGAGCUCACGUUUGUUAAAUGUAAGGAUCCGUGGAGGACGAACAGAAAGCGAACUCUAAGAAGAGUAACUCUGGAGAACCACUGAUCGUGAAGACAAGACGCUCUCCACCAUCCCCUUUGUCCAUUUCAGCACUUAGCAGAUAAUUUAUACACUAGUAACUUUUAUACACCAGUAAAUAUCUGAAAGCCUUUAUCACCUUGUAUAUAUCCAAAUAGGUAUAAUGUUUAAAACAAUAUGUAUGUGAAUACUAUGUCAUACUUUGUUAAAAAAAAAAAAAGUAAUUUAAUGACUUUUUCAUGAUUGUUGUACUACUAGUAAAUCGUACUGGCCAGAUCAACAAAGUUUGGUUGUAGAGGUACUAAUGCCCUGAUGUGUAGUACAAUAAUAAUAUUUCAUAUAAAGGAAGCACUGUGAAAUAUAAUAGAGUGACACCUCUGAAAAUGAGGAAAAAUAAUAUUAAAGAUGUAUUUUUUGUGUUUUAAGCAGUAGGUUACAGUUUAGUUACCUUUUUGUGUUACCUAAGUAAGUACUAAGUUACCUGAGUCACCGAGCAUUCACCACUGUGACUCUCAGCGCUGUAUGUGACUGUGGGACCUGUAUCAGUGUGCCUUACUGUAAACAAGCAGCAGAAGCUUUUCGGCUUUUUAUUGUUGCCUUCCAACUCGGCGUCCGUUGUUCUUACUGUAUGAACUUAUACUGAAGUACUCAAAGCUGAAAAAGGUAUUAUUUUUAAUGCUUUUGCAUGUUUUACUGCUUCACUUCUGCAAGAAGACGUUACUUUGAAGCUGUCACCUCAAAGAAGAGCUCGAAAGCAAAGCUUCUAUUAAUGUUUGUGAUGUGUGGUCUUUGUAAAGUGCAAUGUCUGCUGUGGAUAAGAUUUUAUUUUUUGGCUCAUGCUCAUUCAAUUAUGCAUUUCCAGUUAGUAAGCAAUACUUGAACCUCAGUUCUUCAGAGGUAUUGUACUGUAAUGAUUGUGACUUUAAAAAAAAGGUAUUUUGCACUUAAAACAGGGAAAGAGAAAACAACUCACCUGUACAAUAAAUGUAAAUACUAUAAUAUAGAUACUGGAGUCUCUUAUAUGGAGCGCUGCUAGUUAUAUAUUUUCACCUCUCUGUGAAUUUGAUCUAUAAAAAGUGUGUUCAUGUAAUCACUGUACAUCACUGUACAUAGCUGUAAAUACGUCUCUGUAUUGUAUAAAUUCUUUAAUAAAACCAGUGUGUCGCCUGAGA